AUGUCUUCUAAACUCCCAUCGUCAACUGUGGACAAGUCCUCCGCUGUGGACGACGCUCUGCUCGCCUCGUUUACGCCAGAGCAGAGGCUGUUCGUGGAGCGUAUCAAGGCUGAAGCAGAAGCACGCGCAGAGCAGGAGAGGCGCGAGAAGGAGGCAGCAGAGGCACGCGCAGAGCAGGAGAGGCGUGAAAGACAGACGCUGCAGCAGCAGAUGGAUCCGACGGCCUUUGCUGAGUACCUGAGCCUCACCGACGAGCUCCUCUUCAAGACGUUUCGCCUGCCGCCACCAUCGACAACCCUCAAGAGCUCGGGUAUGACACGCGUCACCGGAAAGUUCUACCCGCGGCACUUACGCCCCUGGGCGAGCUUCGAGCACGAUCACGCUGCCAUGUUUGCUGUACUGGUAAACACUCUAGGCGAUCGUCCUUUGUUUCCAUCACUGACCGAUGUGCUCGGCGUUGGUCGUGACGUCAGCCCAGGGCCGGCUGACGAGAUGGAUCUUCGGCCGUUUAUCCGCGCGGCUAUUGAGAAGCCGGCCGUGCGGGCCGUGUCUGCUUAUCUGGAGAUCACUGACGACGCUCGCCUGAGCAGGAUCAACUUUCAAAACAAUGCUGCUGGACUCGAUCUCGCCGGGCCUUUUUUAGAACAGCAGCAGGUCGAUGAGGAGACACAACCCCCACCGGCAAAACGGCAGCGAUCCGCUACGAAGGAUAUUGGGAUACCCGACCGCUGGUGUGUGGGCUUCCACCGCGACCAAAGCCGCACGCACCUGCUAGUGGGCGAAUACAAGGCUGCCCAUAAACUACACCCGAAAAAGCUCGCCGCCGUAUUAGUGACUGUACCUCCGGGCGAGGAUUUUUUUACCCAGGUUAUUACGAGUAAAGAAAAGGACGACGAAAAGGACGAAAAGGACGACGGGGAUACCGUGGCAGAUACGCAGCCUGAGACGCAACCUGGGACGCAACCUGGGACGCAGCCCAGGACACAGCCUGAGACAUCUACGAAAUCUACAGUCGACCGCCAACGCAAGAUCGUACCCGGAUCGGCCCUGGUUGCUCGGGUUCUCUGCCAGGCCUACCACUACAUGAUUACAUCUGGUCUUGAAUACGGGUAUGUAGCGUCCGGUGAAGGUCUUGUGUUUUUACGCGUCCUGGAAAACGAACCCGACACACUGUUCUAUUUUGUCCUCCACGUCAGCCAAGAAGAAGAGCCCGCGCCAGAGCAGAAUGAACCACCUCCGGUCCGUCAACCACACCAGACAGCCGCAGCACAUCUCGCCAGCAUGUGCAUGCUUGCCACCCGGUCGACAACACGGCCCCGGAGCUGGAUUGAUGCACGCAAAGACGAUCUGAAGGCGUGGCCGGAGCUGUAUGAUGCAAGCGUGCCUCCGUUGGCUCCGGCGGUGCACCCUCCACGCGGCGAUCCGAACCCACCGAGAGGAGGUGGUGGAGGAAGUAGGAGUGGAGGAGGCAGCGGCCGUGGCGGCGGUAGUGGUGGCGGCGGCAACAGAAGACCGAGUGGCAGUGCCCCAAAACAACCGCGCCCCCCCUCUGGUUCUUCAUAUCGUGGACAAGCGACACAAACAGCGCCCACCCAGUUUAUCGUUGAGCUGCCAACCCUACCUUACUGCACCCAGGCAUGUCUUGUCGGUCUUUGUAACGGCGCCCCGCUUGACCGCAACUGUCCGAAUGUGGCGCAUCACCGCGAAGCCGUGGUGUCAUCUCCGUCGAACAGCACCCGCCAGGACCACCAUCCGCUGACGGCGGCCAAUGUGUGCUCGCGCAUCGUGGCCCAACUUGCGGAAAACAUGGACAAAGACUGCGAGUGUCUCGACCGCUGGGGCUGCUACGGACGCUACGGCGUGCUCUUUAAGAUUACCGUUACUGGGUUCGGUUACACGCUCGUCGCAAAGGGAGUCCAGGCCGUGCACAGCUACAUCCUCGAACGCGAGGCCAACGUCUACCUCACACUCGCGGACAGGGACGCGAAUGUACAGGGCCGCCUUAUUCCUGUGUUUGUUGGCCUUGCUGAGCUGUCGCGACCCCUACCGCUCCACAGCUGUGCGAGCGUGGCUCGGCUCAUACUGUUAUCAUACGCAGGGCCGACGCUGGCGUCACCAGGGAUGCUAAAGAGACUACAGGCCGCUGGCGUGGACUGCGAGGCAGAGGAGGCGCGCACUACGUCUGAGCUCGCCGUUAUCGGGCUCAGAAACAAGGACGUGCGGCCCGAAAAUCUGACAUGGAAUGCCGAGGCCGGCCGCGUCAUGGAAAUUGACUUUGACCAAGCAUGGGUCAAUCCGAAAAAGCCAACAAAGCCAACAACGCCCGAGACGGAGUGCACGAGGAUGAACAUGCCGAGGUCACCGCUCACCAAGCGAACCUAUAGCACGUGCGGCGUGCAGCCACAGCUGAAAAAGGUGCGGCAUACGGAGGCGGAUAAAGGGGCUUGA
Sporothrix brasiliensis 5110 is the source of this 2448-nucleotide messenger RNA. RefSeq names its product metalloprotease m41. The transcript has a single exon. The record is from RefSeq and is a predicted model, not a curated record. Lineage: Eukaryota; Fungi; Ascomycota; Sordariomycetes; Ophiostomatales; Ophiostomataceae. The coding region runs from base 1 to 2448 and encodes 815 amino acids.